GGGUAGGUUGCGGGCGGGCGGCGCGUGUGGCGGACUCAGAGUGCCCGGGACCUUUCCUGCCGCGGGGCCCGGGUCGCCCGCCUCGUCGGUUCCCGCGAGCCUCGCACCGCGACCCCGGCGCCCGCUGGACACGCGGAGCAGCGAGGGGCCGAGCCCGAGCGUGUCCUGCAGCGGCGCUCGCCCCGGAGGGGGCUCUUCUCAGCGGCUGCCGCGGAGACAUGAGGGGCGGCGCCUGGCCCGGGCGACGUGAGACGGGCUCCGGGCCGGCCAGUUAGGAGACCCGGCGGACGGCCGCCCGCGCCCUCCCGCGCCCUCCCGCGCCCUCCCGCGCCCUCCCGCGCCGGCUCCGCGGCCCGCGGCGUCGCGGCGGCGGCAUGUUCCCGCGGAGGCCGCCGGCCGGCCUGGCCGCCUGGUUGGCGGGCGCGCGGGGCGGGGGCCUGCUGGGCCUGCUGGCCAAUCAGUGCCGCUUCGUGACGGGCCUGCGCGUGCGGCGCUCGCAGCAGAUCGCGCAGCUCUACGGCCGCCUCUACUCGGAGAGCGCGCGCUGCGUCCUGCUCGGACGCCUCUGGCGCCGGCUGCGCGGCCGCCCGGGCCAUGCCUCUGCCUUGAUGGCGGCGCUCGCCGGCGUCUUCGUGUGGGACGAGGAGAGGAUCCAGGAGGAGGAGCUGCAGAGAUCCAUUAAUGAGAUGAAAAGGUUGGAGGAAGUGUCAAAUGUAUUUCAGAGCUCAGGAGUUGAGCGCCACCCUCCAGAAUCAAAAUCCCAAACAGACGGGAAUGAAGAUUUGAAGGACAAGGAACAGCCAUGGGAGAUGGUGAUGGAUAAGAAGCACUUCAAGCUGUGGCGGCGCCCAGUUGAGGGCAGCCACCUUUACCAGUACCGAGUUUUUGGAACCUACACAGAUGUGACACCCCGGCAGUUCUUCAAUGUUCAGCUGGACACAGAGUACAGGAAGAAGUGGGAUGCCCUGGUGAUCAAGCUGGAGGUGAUCGAGAGGGACGUGGUCAGUGGCUCUGAGGUUCUCCACUGGGUAACCCAUUUUCCUUAUCCGAUGUACUCUCGGGAUUACGUGUAUGUUCGGCGGUACAGUGUGGAUCACGAGAACAACGUGAUGGUGUUGGUGUCACGUGCGGUGGAGCACCCCAGCGUGCCCGAGUCACCGGAGUUCGUCAGAGUCAGAUCCUAUGAAUCCCAAAUGGUUAUCCGUCCCCACAAGUCAUUUGAUGAGAAUGGCUUUGACUACUUGCUGACCUACAGUGACAAUCCCCAGACUGUGUUUCCUCGCUACUGUGUGAGCUGGAUGGUUUCCAGUGGCAUGCCAGAUUUCCUGGAGAAGCUGCACACGGCCACUCUGAAAGCCAAGAACAUGGAAAUCAAAGUGAAGGACUACAUCUCGGCUAAGCCCCUGGAGAUGAGCAGCGAGGCCAAGGCCACCGCCCAGUCAUCCGAGCGGAAGAACGAGGGCAGUUGUAGCCCUGCUCGGAUCGAGUACGCCUAAAGGGUCUCGGGAGAAGAAGGGACGGGUUCCUCCAGUCUGUCUCCGUCCCUCACUCUGCUAUGGAAUGGGACAGCCGUGUGUAUUGGGAAGAAUGUGCUGGAGCCAUCAGUGCAAGAUCCUUCAGGAACUCCUGUCUGAUUUCGUGCAGAGCCCUUGUUGCUCUUGAUCAGCGAGAAAGCGGGACUGGGACGUUGUCAUGUUCUCAGGCCGACUGUUGAAGGUGCAGUGUUUGAGCUGAUCUGGAACCGGCCUCUCGCCUCAGGUUGGGAGGGGACGGCUUCGUGCGGCUUCUGAGGGGUCCUUGCUGGCGUUCCAGAUCCCACCCAGUUGUCAGCGCUUGGGAGCUGCUGCAUUCUGCAGGUCGGCUGGGAGUGUGUCGGCCAGUUAUUUCUCAAGGAGGGUCGCUGGGAGUGUCUUGGUAACAGUCUUGCUGUACAUGGGUGUGAACAGCCCUUGGCCGUGUUAAGUGCCUUGUCGUCACCUUGCUUUUAUCUUUAGGGGCUUGAAGUUUGUACCAAGAGAUUUCUCUCCCCACCGGCUCACCUGACCCCACAUUUUCAUGGGAACCGGCCAGCUCCUGCGCACGCGCAUAGUCACUAAAUCCUUCCCUGUCCUAGCCUUCGCCAUUUGCCAGGGGCGCUGGAGACGAGCUUCCAGUGUCAUCAGUGUUUUGGCAGGGUCAGUGGAAAGGCUCAAACAUCACAUUUAAAUUUAUUUUGGUUUUUCUAACCUUUGUGUCAAAAGGAGCUGGGGUGGUUUCUGCGUGGUAACACGGCAUGGAUGACACAGUUCUUGGUUCAGACGUUGUGUCCCCACUUGAGGGCUGACUUGUCCUCAGCAGGCAGAGGAGGGGCUGGCCACUCCCUGGUGCACUCACACUAGACCAGCUGCUGUCCUGACAAGCAGGUGAAGUCUUGUCCCAAACACUAAUACAGUGGGGAUGUGGCUUAUGUGACCCUCUUGUUCCUCUAAAAAGUUCUCCUCCUCUCUCCAGAGCUGAAAUGCAGGCAGACUGCACCCUUUGAUAAGGUCACAACCAUACGGUAUCUGCUUGACCUCGGGCUUGCUGAUGGUCCUGUGGCAGUCUGUCGAGAAUAGGGAUCAAGUUUUAAAAUCCUCCUCCCUCCCUUUUUUUCUGGAGUUCAAAUGGCUGAAUUUUUACCUUUUCUCCUGCUUGCUGCCCUGUCGUGGUGUUGAAAAGGGACUCUAACCCUGGAACUAACCUAAACCCCUCCUGACCUCCUUGUUUCCUGACCACUUUUGUGCCAAGGAAGUAAUUGCCCCUGUUUGUGUCUCCUGAGUUGCUGGCAGAGCAGAGACACCCUGGGUGGUCCCAGCAUCUUUGCAUCAAGGAUUUCUCUCCUUCCCCAGAACAGAGGAGGAGCCAGGGAAGAAUCCCUGGGUUAUUAGCGUCCGAACUUAGCGCCUGCGGGUGUGAGUGGGUGUGUGUGAGCGAGUGUGCAUGAGCGAGUGUGCGUGAGCGGGUGUGCGUGAGCGAGUGUGUGCACAGGUGCUAAGCAGCUGUGGUUGCCCAUGUUCUGACUUAACGGCUAUUAGACUCUGUAGAGUUACUUAUGUCAUUGUAAUGAUUUCACUCCUAACUGUGACAUUUUUAUCAGAUGUGUGAAUAAAUACAUAAAGAUUGGUACGAA
Messenger RNA from Sciurus carolinensis (gray squirrel), 3148 nucleotides. RefSeq names its product StAR related lipid transfer domain containing 7 (gene Stard7). Bases 375 to 1496 code for a protein of 373 amino acids. Gene Ontology annotation, molecular function: lipid binding. The record is from RefSeq and is a predicted model, not a curated record. Lineage: Eukaryota; Metazoa; Chordata; Mammalia; Rodentia; Sciuridae. The transcript is spliced from 8 exons.